Molecule: messenger RNA, 4886 nt
Organism: Plutella xylostella (diamondback moth)
Lineage: Eukaryota; Metazoa; Arthropoda; Insecta; Lepidoptera; Plutellidae
Gene: sog
Product: chordin short gastrulation
Biological process (GO): multicellular organism development; negative regulation of BMP signaling pathway; dorsal/ventral pattern formation
Molecular function (GO): BMP binding
Source: RefSeq, a predicted model, not a curated record
CAGAGUUAUAGUCGUAUUGUAAUUGGUAGGAGGCAGGCGCGGGCGGCGCGGGCGGCGGGCGGUGCAGUUUUCCCCGCCCGCGCCGCGGCGUGUUUUCCGCGAGGGGCGCGCCGCCCCGCGCCCGCCGACUCGGGAAAUCGUCCGCGCGCCGCGCUCGCCUCAGUCCCGCUCGGCCGUCGAGCCACCACGACGCUCACGAGACGCGCGCUGCACUCGCGAACCUCCGCUCGAAUCGAACGCCCGCCCGAUCCGCGCCGACCGAGAGCGCGCGGCAAAAAUAGUGAGCUGCGGCCGGGAGUGAUAGCCGAGCCCGGCGCCGCGAGCAUGCUGCUGCGGCCGCUGCUGGCGCUGGCGCUGCUGCUGGGGGGCGCCGCCGCCCGCCGGCACGCGCCCGCCCUGCGCGAGGACGAGCCGGCGCGCCGCACCACCCGCCCCGCCGAAUGCCAGUUCGGCAAGACGCCGAAGGAGCUGGGCUCCACGUGGUUCGCGGACCUCGGGCCCCCCUUCGGGAUCAUGUACUGCAUCAAAUGUGAGUGUAUGUCGGUCCAGAAGAAGCGGCGCGUGGUGGCGAAGGUGCACUGCCGCAACAUCAAGAGCGAGUGUCCGGAGCCGUCGUGCGACACGCCCGUGCUGCUGCCGGGCCGCUGCUGCAAGACCUGCCCCGGGGACGUCAAUUCUCCCGAUGUGGUCCAAGAAGACAGCCCUACGAUGAUCGUGACAAAUGACGAGGAGGAACUCAGUCUCAAACAUUUCGGAGCAUUGCUGACUGGUCGCUCGCCGCUCUGCAUCAGACGCGACGACAUGACGGGGGUGCCGGUGGCCGCCGGCGUGGCCACUGCCAGGUUCACCUUCCGAAGACGACACCUGUACUGGUCGGUGCUUCUGGGCCCCUCGACCAGCCACCGGCCGCGCGCCCUCUCCUUCCUGGAUCGAGGGGGACGGCUGCUACUCGAACAUCCAAUCAAGAAAGCCCCCGGGAUCCAUGCCACUUAUGAGGAGAAAACUGAUAAGAUCUGCGGCGUGUGGCGGCGCGUGCCCCGCGAGUACAAGCGGCUGCUGCGCGAGGGCUCGCUGUACGUGGCGCUGGUGUGGGGCGACGAGCGGAACAACUCCAUGGACAGCGCCAUCAGUGGACGCAUCAACAGAUACCCAGCGUUGUCAACGGAGAUGUUCACGACUCUUUUGGAGCCUGAAAGUCCUCCUACAAGUUCCGGGGGCGGGGCGUGCGACGACUUCAGAUUGCCGGGGCAGGAGGACGGGUGGUGGGGCGGCACGGCCGUGGUGACCGGGGCCGCCGGCGCCGCGCCCAGCCUGCACCUCGCCGUGCUCUACAACGGAGUCUUCGCACCCGCGUCCAGGGACCAGAGUGUGCGCUUGACCCUUACUCUACCUGAGAAAAACCAGACGAUCAUUGAUGAGACGCAGAAAGUGGCAAAACCCGGAUAUGAAAUGAACGUCCUGGAAGUAUCGACGCCAGUAUCCGCGGCUGAGCUUCGCUCGCUGGCGCGGGGCCGCCUGGUGCUGUCGGUGGAGGCGGUGGGCACCCCGGGCAGGCGUAUAUCCGGGCCGGUGGGACAACGUGCUGCGUGCGAAGUGUACCAGGCGCCGCUAUUAGCCGAGCGACCACCAGCCUCGCCUGUACCGGAAGGCUUAGCCUUCCUUUACAUCGAUAGGGAUGGGUCUUUGGUUUACGACAUACAGGUAGAGAAUCUGAGUGUAACUGAGCCAAAAAUAACAUUGGUCGAGGAGCAAGGCAAGCGGCAUUCGCAAGUAGAAAUAUUGGAGACGCAUUCUGGAGUUUUAGCUCGGCCGAGCGCAAGAAUUUUCCCACCGCUUUACGACGAUCAAUUGGCGGUGCACAUUGGCACUGACGUAGGCCCCCCCAUCCUCCGCGGGCGGCUGAUGGCGCGGCCGCUGCCCGACUCGGCGGGGCUGGGCCCGGCGCUGCUCCGCAAGACCGACGCGCGCGCGCCCGUCACCGCCACCCCGCUGGCCGGGCUCGCCUGGAUUUCUGUAGAUGCUUUGUGUGGAAUCCACUAUGAGGUGGUAGUAAACGGCGGCGAGGGCGGCUGGUCGGCGUUCCUCGAGACGCACUCGGGCCAGGCCAGCGGCGCCUACACCCGGGCGCUGCCGGGCAUAGACGGGUGUGUGCUGGAACCGGCCGGGUCAGAGCUGGCAGCCCUGCACGCCGGCGCCGCCUAUGUAGAUAUACGAGCACCUGAUAACACGACGGCGUUUCUGCGGACGCAACUGCAACAGAUCAGCGUCCCACAGACGUGCCUGCCCGCGGUGACGUGGAACGUGGACAACGAGCUGACGCCCUCGAACUACGUGCCGACCCACGUGAACCCUCCUCCCGACAACUCGCUGUCCAACGCUGCGUCUUGCCACUACGCCGGACGGUUCUACGAGGACGGCGCGCAGUGGAUGUCGACUGAGUCGUGCUACGUGUGCGGCUGCGUGCACGGCACGGUGCGGUGCGACCCGGUCCGCUGCCCGCCCGUCGCCUGCGCCGUGCCCACCAUCCAGCCGCCCGGGCAGUGCUGCCCUAUCUGCACCAACUCAACAACAGCAGUAUGGAACGAGUCGCACGGCUGCCACCUGGCGGGGCAGUACCACGCGCCGGGCUCCUCCUGGCACCCGUACCUGGUGCCGGACGGGUACGACACGUGCGCCAUCUGCACCUGCGAGUUCCCGUCGCUGCAGGUGCGGUGCCCGCGCGUGCGCUGUCCGCCGCUCAAGUGCGCUGAGCGGGACGCGUAUCGACCGGAUAAGAAGGCCUGCUGUAGAGUUUGUCCGGAGGUGAAAGUGAAGAAGCUGGAAGACGAGACGCUGAAGGACCAGGCUCAGCCGCGCACGGCGGCGGAGAUCCUGGCGGAGGGCGGCUGCGUGUUCCCCGACGGGCCGCUGCCCAACGGCAAGGAGGUGCACCCCUCCAUACACUCGCACGGGGAGCAGCGCUGCGUCACCUGCCGCUGCAAGGAUGGCGAAGUGACGUGUGUGCGGAAGCGCUGCGUGCGCGCGGCGUGCGGGCGGCGGCGGCGCGGCGACGGCUGCUGCUGCCAGCGGCACCGGCGCCACCGCCGCGUGGACCCGCCGCCGCCGCUGCCCAGCUGAGCCCGCCGCCCGCCCCCCGACUACUACCGCGGGCCGCCUGCCGCACGGCCGCCGGGGUGAUAGCACCACCUGGAACGAACCAACGUGCGGGUGCUCAUAACCUUUGUAUUUAUGGAACGACUUGUGUACACGUUUCUUUUUGGAAAUGCAAGUGCCUCUAGGUUUAUAGCACUAGUUAGUGUGAGCCAUCUCCGGCUCGGCUAUCACCCCGACUGGGCCCUGUAUACACCCCGAGACUGCUUGUAGGCUAAGUGAGUGAACGCUUCGCUCUAUAGACUGAUAUAUUUUUUCUGUGAAUGUGUCUCUAGUUUUAAACGUCGUCGGUGUGAGUGACGCGUGGUCGUGGACCGUUCAUUCGGUCGAAACAAACAGUUUAUAAUAAAAUGGCUUUACUUAUACUAUGUUAACAACACUGAAUAUUUAUUUACCCACCGGUAUUUUAAUUGGUAUUAAUACGAUGUCCCAAAAUUUAUAGGCGCAUUACAUAAUAUUACGGCCUACGGGUGGAGUCUUGGCCGGCGCUUCGAGAGCCAUGGACAUGUCCGCUAGUGACUGAGAUUCCAUUUGUUACGUAAUUUAGUUGUCUGAAUGUAGGUUAGUUAAAGGAGUCAAGCGCGUUGGAUAAUAUUAAUGAUGUGCCAUAUUUUCUUAAUGUAAAUAUAAAUUAUUAUUUUUAAUUAUACUACUUACGUGCAUAUUUAUUUAGUACCCUUAUAAACCAUUUUGUAAUCAGCCAUCACAAUAAUUUGUAAUGGAUUGAUAUGUGUAUUCCUCUUAGUUAGAGUUUAGUUCCGGAGCAAGGAACAGUAACUGAGACGCGAAGCACCGAAGUGAGCGAUGUAUCUGUAUGUCAUGAAAUCAUGAAAACUCAUGAACGACACUUCGUUAGGAAUGGGUCUGACUUGGUAAUGUGAUUGCCAAGCAGCGGUUAACUUGUAAAUAUUUGUAAUUUCAUCUUUAGUUAUCAAUACUUUAGAUUUUUUAUAAUUGUAUACUAUUUUAUACUGUUUAUUAUGGAGUGUACCGAUAUAAAUGAUUGUUAGAUAAGUUAGUAUACACGAAUUUCGUGACUAGUUUUUUUUAAUUACUAGGAUAACGGUUUUAUAGUUAUGUAAUUAAAGAAGCUAGUCCAAAUAAUAUCACUGAUGUGAUGGAAUCGAAUGCCAUGUAGAUAAAGAGGAGUUAAGAUUUUGAACUGUUACAAGAUGCGUCACUGACUAUACAUUCUAAAGUAUUUAUUUUAGACGUCGUAUCGACAAGAAAUUGCCAAAAAUUUUGAAUUGGGUUUUGUGGUAUCUAGUCCAUCAGGAAUGUAAAUUGUAUGAUAAUGAAAUUGGAUGUUUAAGCAUAGUACAUAGAAAAGAAUUGGUGUAUUUGGUCACUAUUGGAGGAGCAAAUUUAUAUUUGGUUUCGAUAUUUUUAUUAUUUAAUCCUAACAAUAGCAAAGUAGUCCCCCUGUGGCUUGCGAAUAACAAACACCAUAAACGAAUUUAUGAAUCGCUUGUGUCGCGUUGUUUUAUCUGUAUUCUUAGAAUAAUGAUCCCAAUCUAUACCCGUUGCAAUAAACAACUACCGAGGGAUGACUUAUUGAGCCUAUUAUUUGGUGUCCUAUACGAAAUAUAACAUACCUACUGUAUUUCAUAUGUCUGCAUUAUUGUUUAUUAAUUGUUCUAAAUUCCAUAAUUUGGUUACUUUAGGUGCAACCAGUCAAUAGUUUGUACUCCGUCUAUCUUCCAGUUAAAUAAGAAAUAAAUCACAUAUGAACACAA